AUGAUAAUUAUUUGUUUUAAAGACUACACAAGCGAAGGUGCUAGGGACACUGAAGGCCAUGGUACACACACAGCAUCCACUGCUGCUGGAAACGCAGUCGCGGACACAAGCUUCUUUGGAAUCGGCAACGGAACCGUAAGAGGAGGCGUUCCAGCCUCUAGAAUCGCCGCUUACAAAGUCUGUAACCUGGCAGGAUGUAGCACGGAAGCUCUCUUGUCUGCAUUCGACGACGCUAUAGCAGACGGUGUGGAUAUAGUCACCAUCUCCAUCGGUGAUAUUGGAGCGUCCAAGUUCGUAGACGACCCCAUCGCUAUUGGGGCUUUUCACGCUAUGACCAAAGGUAUUCUCACUGUUGCCGCGGCUGGUAACAGCGGUCCGCAAGAAAGUACAGUCUCUGCUGUAGCGCCAUGGAUUUUAACGGCUGCAGCUAGUACCACGAACCGUGGGUUUUUCACACAAGUUGUUCUAGGAAACGGCAAGACACUUGUCGUGAGUACCACGUAA
Molecule: messenger RNA, 504 nt
Organism: Brassica napus (rape)
Lineage: Eukaryota; Viridiplantae; Streptophyta; Magnoliopsida; Brassicales; Brassicaceae
Product: subtilisin-like protease SBT4.13
Exons: 2
Coding region: 1-504 (167 amino acids)
Biological process (GO): proteolysis
Molecular function (GO): serine-type endopeptidase activity
Source: RefSeq, a predicted model, not a curated record